Molecule: messenger RNA, 354 nt
Organism: Ipomoea triloba (trilobed morning glory)
Lineage: Eukaryota; Viridiplantae; Streptophyta; Magnoliopsida; Solanales; Convolvulaceae
Exons: 2
Coding region: 1-354 (117 amino acids)
Source: RefSeq, a predicted model, not a curated record
AUGAAGGAGACGGCGACGACGAUGGUUAGGAGCUGCGAGCUCUGUAAUGGCGAGGCGGCGAUUUGUUGCCCGUCCGAUUCCGCGUUUCUCUGUUGGAGCUGCGACGCCAAGGCUGAUCUCGGCGACGCGGUUUCUUCUUCUUCCUCGUCGUCGGCUUGUGUUUCGUCUACUCACUCCUCCGAUCAAAAGAAAAUGAGCGAUCAGUCUUCGGAGUCGUUUCCUUCGCGAAACGAGUUUUCGAUCGAGGUUACUUUUCCGGCGACUGGAUUGAAGUGUAAAUCAAGAUCACCGCCGGUUCCGGCGAAGGUUGACCUCGCAGCCGAGGGGUCACCGGAGAAGAAGAAGAAAAUGUGA